This is a messenger RNA of Aspergillus alliaceus, 1089 nucleotides long. RefSeq lists its product as uncharacterized. Bases 1 to 1089 code for a protein of 362 amino acids. The record is from RefSeq and is a predicted model, not a curated record. The transcript has 5 exons. NCBI's taxonomy places the organism in Eukaryota, Fungi, Ascomycota, Eurotiomycetes, Eurotiales, Aspergillaceae.
AUGGCGGGGACAGCACCAAGAAACGACACCCAUAACCGGAGCUGGGUGAUCGAGGUGGUUGCAUGGCCACUCUUCGGCGUGUGUGCGCUCCUAAUCAUCCUGCGAAUCUGGACGCGCACUCGCAUUAUCCGGUCGUUCGGGUGGGACGAUGGGUUUAUCAUUCUGGCGAUGGUCUGCGCUACUAUCAACAGCGUCUUGAUCACGAUCAGUGCCCACUACGGUACUGGACGACAUGCCGUCAAUCUGACGGAUUCAGAGCGCAUCAUGGCGGCCAAGUAUAACUGGCUGUCGCAGGGAUUCCAUGUGAUGUCGACGAACUGGGGAAAGGUAUCGGUUGCGAUGUUCCUGCUCCGGAUCGUCCGCAAGGUGAAGCAUCAUAAAUGGGCCAUGUACGGGGGCAUCGUUCUCCUCACGAUCAUCAAUGUGAUGUGCGUGUACACGAUUUACGGCCAAUGCACUCCGACCGCGCGACUGUGGAAUACCGACAUCGAUGGAUCCUGCUGGGAGCCGAGUGUGCAGAAGAACUAUGCGUUCUUUCAAGGAUCCUCCUCCGCCUUCUCGGAUUUGGCCCUUGCGAUAUAUCCCAUAACAACCAUUGCCGGUCUACAGAUGGCCCGCAAGGUCAAGAUCGGCUUGGGCUGCGUCCUCUCUCUGGGGAUCAUUGCCAUGAUAGCUGCGAUCGUCAAGACUAUCAAUCUUGCCUCUCUCAGCUCCCGAGAUGAUUACUCCUGGGACACGGUCGAUCUCGCCAUCUGGAUUGCGGUCGAACAAUACCUCAUUAUUCUGGCGGCGUGCAUCCCUACCUUGACGCCUCUAUUCAACAUCGCUAUCUAUAAACGGUCGUCGAAACGGAACACUAGUUCGGCUCGGAAGGUUUACAGCGGAGAACACCAUUUGGGUAGCCACAAUCAGGACUACCCUCUCCGUGAUUAUACAGGGGAUACUUGGACGACUACACGAAGAGAUAAGAGUGAUGGGGAUAGCGAAGAUCCAAUUAUCGCCGAAGAGGCAGGCCAAGGGAUCAUGAAGACGACGGAAAUUCAUAUUCAGACGGGGGAAAUGGGUGUGAGUGACUCGCGCCGUGGAUAG